Messenger RNA from Passer domesticus (house sparrow), 790 nucleotides. Its product is annotated as sperm-associated antigen 7-like. NCBI's taxonomy places the organism in Eukaryota, Metazoa, Chordata, Aves, Passeriformes, Passeridae. Gene Ontology annotation, molecular function: nucleic acid binding. The record is from RefSeq and is a predicted model, not a curated record.
CGCCGCCGUGACGCCAGAGGACGCCGGGGACGCGUCGCGCGCGCGGCGUCAGGCGCCGCCCCGUCGCAAGAUGGCGGAGCUGGACUUGCUGGGCUCCAUCCUCAGCUCCAUGGAGCGGCCGCCCGCCGCGGCCGACGGCGAGGCGCGGCGCCGGGCGCGGGAGCAAGCGGCGCGCAUGAAGAAGCUGCAGGAGCAGGAGAAGCGCCAGAAGGUGGAGUUCAGGAAGAGGAUGGAGCAGGAGGUGUCCCAGUUCAUCCAGGCCACCGGCGAGCCCCGGCGCCGCUUCCAGCCCAUGAACAAGAUUGAGAGGAGCAUCCUGCACGACGUGGCCGAGGUGGCCGGCCUGACGUCGUUCUCCUUCGGCGACGACGAGGACAGCCGCUACGUCAUGGUGUUCAAGAAGGAGUUCGCGCCCUGUGACGAGGAGCUGGAGGCGUACCGGCGCGGGGAGGAGUGGGACCCGGCCCGGGCCGAGGAGCGGCGCCGCCUCCGGGAGCUGGCGGCACAGCAGGAGGAGGCGGAGCUUGAGUCCGGCCCCGCCCCCCCGGGCCCCCCCACCGACUACAAGGACAAAUACCGGCACCUGAUUGGCUGCGAGGCCGCCAAGGCCGCCGCCCGCACCAUGGAGGCCAACAAGGCGUACGGCUGCGUGCCCGUGGCCAACAAGCGGGACACGCGCUCCAUCGAGGAGGCCAUGAACGAGAUCCGCGCCAAGAAGCGGCUGCGGCGGGCGGGGGACGGGGACGGGGCCGGCCCCGGGGGGCCCUGCGCGUGAGGGGGGGCUGGGGGG